CUGGAAGCCGGCUCAUUAAGCUGAGAAGCAGAACUGUGGCAGCCCUGUGAAGGAGAAGGUAAUAAAUUGGGAUUUCUAGAAGAAUCUCGGAAGAAGGCAUCUUCCUAAUCGGAUUUACUCCAAUAUCUUCGCGGAUACUCAGGAGUGGCCUGUAACCAACCUGAAGAAGCAGCACCCUCUGGACUGAAUCUGAACAAUGGAGACAGCGCUAGCAAAAAUACCACAGCAAAGGCAAGUCGUUUUUCUUACUAUAUUGUUGUUAUUGUGGAAGUCUGGUUCUGAGGCAAUUAGAUAUUCCAUGCCAGAAGAAAUGGAGAGUGGCUAUUUGGUGGCAAACCUGGCAAAAGAUCUGGGGUUUGAGGUGGGGAAACUGGCCACUAGAGCAGCUCAAAUCCAUUACAAAGGAAACAAAGAGCUCUUGCAGCUGGAUGCAGAGACUGGGAAUUUGUUCUUGAAGGAAAAAUUGGACCGUGAGGCACUGUGUGGGGAGACAGAACCCUGUGUGCUGCACUUCCAGAUCAUACUGGAAAACCCUGUGCAGUUCUUACAAACAGACCUGCAGCUCACAGAUAUAAACGACCACUCUCCAGAGUUCUCUGACACAGAAAUGCUUCUAAAAAUCCCUGAGAGCGCCCAGCCAGGGGCUGUGUUUCCUCUGAAGGCAGCUCAGGACCCUGACAUAGGGAGCAACGCUGUUCAGAACUACACAGUCAGUCCCAACCUCCAUUUCCACGUCGUUACUCACAGUCGCUCAGACGGCAGGAAAUACCCAGAGCUGGUGCUGGACAGAGCCCUGGACAGGGAGGAGCAGCCUGAGCUCACUUUAAUCCUCACUGCUCUGGAUGGGGGAGCUCCGCCCAAGUCUGGGACCACCACGGUUCACAUUGAAGUUGUGGACAUCAAUGACAAUGCCCCCCAGUUUAUUCAGUCACUCUAUGAGGUGCAAGUUCCUGAGAACAGUCUCCUCAAUGCCUUAGUCGUCACAGUCUCUGCCAGGGAUUUAGAUGCUGGGAUAUAUGGCAAUGUAGUCUACUCUCUGUUUCAAGGCGAUGGAGUAUCUCAACCAUUUGUAAUAGAUAAAAUCAAAGGAGAAAUCCGUCUGAGCAAAGAGCUGGAUUUCGAGGUAAGUCGCCAUUAUAACAUAGAAAUCGCAGCCACCGAUGGAGGAGACCUUUCAGGAAAAUGCACUGUGGCUGUACAGGUGUUGGAUGUGAAUGACAAUCACCCAGAAUUAAUGAUCAGGAAGCUCACAGUCCCUGUCCCAGAAAAUUCAGCAGAGACUGUAGUUGCUGUUUUCAGUGUUUCCGAUUCUGAUUCCGGGGACAAUGGAAGGAUGGUGUGUUCUAUUCAGAACGAUAUCCCAUUUCUCCUGAAACCCACAUUUGAGAAUUAUUACACUUUAGUGACCGAGGGGCCACUUGAUAGAGAGAGCAGAGCUGAGUACAACAUCACCAUCACAGUCUCAGACCUGGGCACACCCAGGCUCACAACCCAACACACCAUAACAGUACAGGUGUCUGACAUCAACGACAAUGCCCCCGCCUUCACCCAAACCUCCUACACCCUGUUCGUCCGCGAGAACAACAGCCCCGCCCUGCACAUAGGCACCAUCAGUGCCACAGACUCAGACUCAGGCUCCAAUGCCCACAUCACCUACUCGCUGCUGCCGCCCCAAGAUCCGAAACUGGCCCUCGCCUCCCUAAUCUCCAUUAACCCAGACAACGGGCAGCUGUUUGUGCUCAGGGCACUGGACUAUGAGUCCCUGCAGGCCUUUGAGUUCCGCGUGGGUGCCAAGGACCGAGGCUCUCCCACACUCAGCAGCCAGGCUCUGGUGCACGUGGAGGUUCUUGAUGACAAUGACAAUGCGCCAUUCGUGCUCUAUCCAAUGCAGAAUGCUUCUACACCUUCCACAGAGCUGCUGCCCAGGGAGGCGGAGUCUGGCUACCUGGUCACCAAGGUGGUGGCUGUGGACCACGACUCUGGCCAGAACGCCUGGCUGUCCUUCCAGCUGCUCAAGGCCACGGAACCUGGGCUGUUCAGCGUGUGGGCGCACAAUGGCGAGGUGCGCACCACCAGGCUGCUGAGCGAGCGCGAUGUGCCCAAGCACAGGCUGGUGCUGCUGGUCAAGGACAAUGGCGACCCUCCGCGCUCUGCCAGUGUCACACUGCAGGUGCUAGUGGUGAAUGGUUUUUCUCAGCCGUACCUGCCUCUGCCUGAGGUGGCGCACGACCCCAUUCAUGCGGAUGAAGAUGUGCUCACGCUGUAUCUUGUCAUUGCCUUGGCAUCUGUGUCUUCGCUCUUUCUCUUGUCUGUCCUUAUGUUUGUGGGGAUGAGGCUAUGCAGGAGGGCCAGAGCAGCUUCUCUGGGUGUGUGCUCUGUCCCUGAGGGCCACUUUCCUGGCCACCUGAUGGAUGUCAGCGGUAUGGGGACUCUGUCCCAGAGCUACCAGUAUGAUGUGUGUCUAUCAGGAGACUCUAGGACGGGUGAGUUCAAAUUCCUCAAACCCAUGAUUCCCAAUGUAAUGGUUCAGGAUGCUGGGAGAGAGGUGGAGGAAAGUCCCCCCUGCAGGGAUAGCAUUGUAUUCAGUUAACUGUUGUAUUUGUUUCAGUGAAUUUGUUUUUGGCAAAUCGAUUGCAAUCUGGUUCUCCUAGGAAAGGGAAUCAUUUUAUAAGUAUUGACACUGUAAUCAGAGCAUAUGCAUGCCCUCCAUUACUAAAACUGUUUUUCUUUCAUUCUUGGUAACCAUAUAAGUACCUUAUCAGGCAUAAUGAAUAUUAAAAGUUUGCAAAACAAUUUCUGUAUAUUACAUCGUAUGUUUUACUUUAACUCAAGUAUUACACAACAAAAUGUAUUUUACUUUAUCUGGUUGUGGAUUUUUUGUUUGGCUGGUUGGGUGGUUGGGUGGUGUUUUGUGUUGUGUUGUGUUGUUUUGUUUUGUUUUAAAACAGGGUCUCACUAUGUAGUGCUGGAUAUCUUAGAACUCACUGUAAGACCAGGCUGGCCUCAAACUGAUACACAUCCAUUUGUUUUAGUCUCCCAAGUUCCAAUACUUUACUUUUUGACACAUAAUUUCAAGUUUCUAUGGCUAAGGUGUUUGCAUCUUUUCCCUUUAUGUUAUGCUAUUGUGUAUUAAAUAUAUGAACUCUUAUAUGCUAACCAUACAUUCUAUUAGUGAGCUUCACUUACAGCUGAAAUACCUUUUACUCUGAGUAUCUAAGAGCAUAUUUGUCUUCUGAACUAUAAGCAAACACUGUUUUAAGACAUUUGAGCUGUGAACUUUUUAUUCUUAUAAGAACCAUAAAUGCUAGAGGUUAUCUGCACAUGUAGUUUUUCAUCUCUGUCACUAAAGUGUCAAGUCUCUAAGAGUAUAAUCAGUGGUAGACCACGCCUGUUUGUCAGGUCUUAGAAACAAUUAUAAGUAACAAAAAGAUACACACAAACCGACAAAUAACCAAAUCCUAUUAAAUAAUUGCUUGACACAAUCUUGUUUUAAAAACUAGUCUGAAUAACCUAAGCAACCACUGAAGUUCCUCAAAAGAAUCAAGACUUUAAUGGUCUCAUUUUGUUGAGCAAUCACUUUUUGUUCAUCCUUGUAUUUCAGAAAUAGAAGUGUAAACGUAGCCUUUGUGGGUUUUGUUAAUCUCAGUCUUCAACUUGAGAUCUAGAACCUCUGGGAACACCUAUGAAGCAUCACCUUGCUUAGGUGAACUGAGGCGGGGAGACCAGCCAAGGAAGACCCUUGUGGGUAGCACCAUUCCCUGCGCUGGGAUCCUGGACUAUGUGAAGUGUUCUUACGAGCACUGAUGUUCAUUGCUUUCUUCUUCCUGCUGGAGAUGAAGUGUUACCAGUUGCUCAAGCUCCUGCAUUUCAUCUCUCUUAUCAUGACAUAAUUUUGAACUGAGAGCCAAUACAGACCUUUCUGAAAUUUGUUUUUGUUGUGAUAUCUUAUCCUUGAAAUAGGGAAAGUAACUGAGUCAGACUGCAUGCUUGCAUGGCACUGGAUAACAUUCGCAGAAUCUGUACAUUCUAAGCAGGCUACUCACUGUGGCCCUGUCUCUGGUUUAUAUAAAUACACAUGUUUCCUUUGGUUUGCCUGCAGCUUCUCUUCACCUUUCAAAAGACACAAUGAUUUUCUGGAAAUUUCAGUUCUCUAUUUGAUUCUGGUUGUUAGUUCUCAAAACUUUCACUUUAUAUUGUUUUGUAGAUAUAGAAAUCAAAACAGUUUGUUGCAAUAUUUUGUUGUCUCCUGCAAGGUUUUGUGGGUACAACUGCAGAAAAAACCUUUGUUGAAGUUUUUGCAGAAUAAGAACAAUUGAAGAGCUUGGCUUAUAAUCUACCAUCUACAUUUAUAUGUGUUGCUUUUUACUUGGUAUG
This is a messenger RNA of Apodemus sylvaticus (European woodmouse), 4374 nucleotides long. Its product is annotated as protocadherin beta-6-like. NCBI's taxonomy places the organism in Eukaryota, Metazoa, Chordata, Mammalia, Rodentia, Muridae. Gene Ontology annotation, molecular function: calcium ion binding. The record is from RefSeq and is a predicted model, not a curated record. Gene Ontology annotation, cellular component: plasma membrane. The transcript has a single exon. Gene Ontology annotation, biological process: homophilic cell-cell adhesion. The coding region runs from base 197 to 2590 and encodes 797 amino acids.